AUGGCCAUGAAUAUCAGUUUUAAUUCUUCCCCUGCGGAAGAUCCAAAGGAGAAUAUCAGUGGGCACAAUUAUAAUGGUGGCAUUGGCACCCAGAUUGGUUUUUCUCUCAUUGCCAUUUUAUGUAUCGUUGGCAAUUUGUUGGUCUUUAUUCUAUUCUUAUAUAGCCGUAAACUUCGCAACUUCCCCCAUGGCGUAUUAAUAUGGAAUUUAGCGUUAGUGGAUUUCUUAACGGGUAUAUUUAUUAUUGUGACGCCAGAACAUAUCAUACGUGAAGCUUAUGUUCAUCCACCACCAGGAUUAGCCGGUCAAUUAUUUUGCAUGAUUAUCGGAUCCGAGAUAUUUACAUUCGGUUUUGGAUUUAUUUCCAUGUAUACCUUGUGUGUUUUGAGCAUUGAAAGGCGUUAUGCUGUAGUUAAAAUGAAUUUACAUGCACGCUAUUUUACAAUGAAACGAACAAAAUGGACGGUGCUAGGUGUUUGGAUAUGGGGUUUACUCUUAGUAUUUGGUAAUUUAUUUCAAUCUCAUUACGUUGCUAGUGAGAAUCCUCCGUGUAUUUGGCAGCCGUUACCUGGUGGGCAAGCAUUUAAUACCGCAAUCUAUUUAGUCCUAUUCUGCUUUCGAUUUUUAUUCCCCAUGGCAUGUGUCAUUACAUGCUACACCGAUAUUUGGCGUUAUAUGCGAUCAACUAUUCGCAAUUUACAACAGCAUAUGGAUAAAAAAGCGACAGCAGCCUAUCGUGUUAAAAAUAGAAUUACGCUAACUUGCGCUGUUACAUCGUUAGCAUUUUUAUUGUGUUGGCUACCCAAUGUCAUCUAUUUUACUUUAGCUAAUUUAGGUGUUGCCUUUAUUGGCAAUGAUGGCCAUUUCGCCACCAAAUUGUUAAUCUUACUUAAUUCAUGUAUUAAUCCCUUCAUUUACGCUUCCACGAAUCAGUACUAUCGUGCUGAAUUUGUUAAACUGUUAGUUAAUUGUAAGUGUAUUCAUCCAAAAACUACCAGCAAUACGACCGCUAAAAGCAUCCAUAUAACGGUCGAUGACUAUCAGCAAAAUACCUAA
Trichoplax adhaerens is the source of this 1056-nucleotide messenger RNA. RefSeq lists its product as uncharacterized. NCBI's taxonomy places the organism in Eukaryota, Metazoa, Placozoa, Uniplacotomia, Trichoplacea, Trichoplacidae. The record is from RefSeq and is a predicted model, not a curated record. Gene Ontology annotation, molecular function: G protein-coupled receptor activity. Gene Ontology annotation, cellular component: membrane. The coding region runs from base 1 to 1056 and encodes 351 amino acids. Gene Ontology annotation, biological process: G protein-coupled receptor signaling pathway. The transcript has a single exon.